Messenger RNA from Cordyceps fumosorosea ARSEF 2679, 615 nucleotides. RefSeq names its product Nnf1. Bases 1 to 615 code for a protein of 204 amino acids. Gene Ontology annotation, biological process: chromosome segregation. Lineage: Eukaryota; Fungi; Ascomycota; Sordariomycetes; Hypocreales; Cordycipitaceae. The transcript is spliced from 4 exons. Gene Ontology annotation, cellular component: MIS12/MIND type complex. The record is from RefSeq and is a predicted model, not a curated record.
AUGGCGGAACAAACACAGCAAGGCGGCGCGCCGUCCGCCAUAGCAGCAGCACCAGGAAACGGGACGACGACGACGACGACGACGCACGCCGAAGGGCAAGGCGACCAGCAGCUGGUGCCGGGCGCGCGCGCGGAGCGCCUGCAGGACAUCUACGCCAAGGCCCUCGGCGGCACGCUGAAGAAGCUGAGCUGGGUCAACGUGGCGGGUUGCUACCCGACGGUGGCACGGCGCGCGGAGGGGGUGCUGCGGACGUUGCAGCAGCAGAUGGCGAGCCAGCUGCAGAGUCGAUGCGAGAAGGAAUUUGAAAAGAUCAUGGAGAGCAGGCAGGUGGUGGCCAAGCUCAACGAGCUGGAGGUGUUGGUGGGCGAGGCGGAGCGCGCGAGGGAGGACGCGCUCAAGGCGGGCGAGACGAAGGAACCUACGCCCCCGCACACGCUCCCGCCGCAGGCCAUCCUCGCGGCGCACACGCACCCGGCGCUCGCGCGGCACCAGUCGCAGCUGCACGCCCGGCUGCAGGCGACGCAGAGCCAGAACGCGCUGCUGGCGGACGAGGCGCUGGCGGGCGUGGCGGACGCGGUCGCGGAGGAGACGCGCCUGGACGCGGAGCAUGUCUGA